UUAGUUAUAAUAUUUUCUCUCCUCUGUAGGCAAAGCUCGGUCGCCCCUGUCGGAAGGUUCGAAACCCUAAAAUUCGAGGAAUUUCUCUCGUCAAAAUUUUCUUAUAAAUUGGAAAAUCGAGAUUUCCUCGCCAUCCCUCCGAUCAGAAGCCCGUUCAUCCGUUUCUUGUGCUCUGCUUCCAGUCCAAUUUCGUUCAAAUCUGCCAGAUCUAACCCUAAUUCCCCCAAUUUGAUACGUCUCUGAUUUGCGCACGAAACUCCCGAUUUAAUUCGAAUUCAUUUGUAUUCGGGUAUUCGUAUCUGUAGGAUUUCAUUCAAUCAAGCUUCUGUGUAUCGUAUAUGGUGGGAAUGGGCAGGGUGUGCUUCGAGACAACGAAACCCUCGUCAUCGUCGGCUCCUCCGGCGUCGCCACAGGUGACAAGUUCUACAUCGAUAGUCGAGACCGUGAAUGGUUCUCACGAUUUUAAGAUCACGGGCUAUUCUUUGUCGAAGGGAAUUGGGAUUGGGAAGUACAUAGCAUCCGACACGUUUAUGGUGGGUGGAUAUUCUUGGGCGAUUUAUUUCUACCCUGAUGGGAAGAGCGUGGAGGACAAUGCUGCAUAUGUUUCGCUUUUCAUUGCGUUAGCUAGUGACGGCACGGAUGUGAGGGCGUUGUUUGAGCUUACCCUUUUGGAUCAAAGUGGAAGGGAGAGACACAAGGUUCAUAGCCAUUUUGGGAGGGCAUUGGAGAGUGGACCUUAUACUCUAAAAUACCGAGGGAGCAUGUGGGGAUACAAAAGAUUCUUCAAAAGAACUGCUUUGGAAUCAUCUGACUACCUGAAAGACGAUUGCCUUCAUGUGCACUGCUGUGUUGGUGUUGUUAGGUCGCAGACUGAAGGGCCUAAGAUCUACUCAAUACCAUUUCCACCAUCUGACAUUGGUCAGCACUUUGGGCAGCUUCUGGAAAGUGGAAAGGGGAUUGACGUAAACUUUGAAGUUGAUGGAGAAACCUUUUCUGCUCACAAGUUGAUUCUUGCUGCUCGAUCUCCAGUAUUUAGAGCUCAAUUGUAUGGUCCAAUGAAAGAUCAAAAUACAGAGUGUAUGAAGGUUGAAGACAUGGAAGCACCAGUUUUUAAGGCUCUACUUCAUUUUAUAUAUUGGGAUACAUUACCUGACUUGGAAGAGCUUACUGGACUGAACUCACAAAGAGCAUCAACGUUGAUGUCUCAGCAUCUGCUUGCUGCUGCUGAUAGGUAUGGUCUGGAUAGGCUUAGACUGCUAUGCGAAGCAAAUCUUUGUGAGGAUGUUGCUAUAAAUACUGUUGCAACAACGCUAGCAUUGGCAGAACAGCACCACUGUUUCCAGCUAAAAUCUGUCUGUCUGAAAUUUGUUGCGCAACCUGAAAAUCUUCGAGCUGUCAUGCAGACGGAUGGCUUUGACUACCUCAAGGAAAGUUGCCCCCAUGUUCUGACUGAAUUACUGGAGUACGUUGCUAGGAUCAACGAACACUCCAUUGCUGUUGGCAAGCAAGGGAUGGAGGGUAUUCCAGAUGGAAGCGACAUCAAUGGCAGACGUGUGAAACAAAGACUAUGAAUGAAGGCCACAAAUAGCUUUCUACAGCCGAGAAAAAAGAGUAGCUUUAGGUCCUUGUUCCGGGCAAAACUAAAGAUCAUUGUUGGGGCUGCCCAUAGCUGGGCACAGUUGUAAAUGAUGGGUCUUUUUACUUAUUCUUGCCAUGUGCUGCUGCAUGUAGUUGACAGACACUGUAAAAUUCGUAAUGUGUUGAGGUUCUGAGUAUCGAUCUGUCGUGUGGAACCAAUGUUAUCUGUAAUUGAACCUAAAGCACAGUCUGGGGGCAAACUCUUGAGAUGAUAAUGGCUUAGAUUGCAUUGCAUGCGGUGAUGAGUUGAACAGGAGAAGUUUGUUUAAGCAUUUUAGAUUGAAAAGAUAUUUGUGGAAUA
Andrographis paniculata is the source of this 1939-nucleotide messenger RNA. Its product is annotated as BTB/POZ and MATH domain-containing protein 2-like. The record is from RefSeq and is a predicted model, not a curated record. Gene Ontology annotation, biological process: protein ubiquitination. The transcript has 4 exons. Bases 339 to 1571 code for a protein of 410 amino acids. Gene Ontology annotation, molecular function: protein binding. Lineage: Eukaryota; Viridiplantae; Streptophyta; Magnoliopsida; Lamiales; Acanthaceae.